Messenger RNA from Racocetra persica, 2064 nucleotides. Lineage: Eukaryota; Fungi; Glomeromycota; Glomeromycetes; Diversisporales; Gigasporaceae. The record is from the annotation of a GenBank genome assembly.
AUGGCCGAUAAUACUCGCUUAAAAAAUCCACUUGCUCCUGUUACAGCUGCUGUUUCAAAGAUAGCAGCUUCAAAUGUUGUACAAGAAACACGAAAUUUAUUAUUUCAUCACAUACAUAACACAAAGGAAAAUAAAGAAGUCUUUGCGGAUUUUGUAACGAUAAUUCGUUCAAAACCACUCAGCAAAUUAUCCAAAGUAGAAAAGGAAGCACAUAGAAAAAAACUUGAAGAUACGUGUAGAACACUAUUAACGCGACUAAGUAAUGUUGGCCUAAAGUAUGAGGUUCGACGUGGAUCCGAAGACUUGAUAUUUGUAUUUAUUUUAUGUCCUCUUGAUAGGCUUAAGCAAGAAAGUGAAAGGUCAAGAAUCCAUGAUUGGCUUGUAGGUGCUCGUAUUCGCGAUAUUGAUGAAGAUACGGAGGGGCCUCUAACAGAUGCAGAACGAUUGCGCCUUGUACAUGAUAUAAUUACCAACCCUGCUUCCGAAGGAGGUGCCGACAUUAAUCCAGGGUUAGGUGAAUUUGAAUUGGUUGAAGGUUUUUUACCACUUCAAGAUAGAUCCUACAACGAGGCUUGGAUGAUAACCUGGUCAACAAAAUGGUUGAUUGAAAAAGAAGACUUACUUCAACUAAGAAAUCAUUUUGGUGAAAAAAUUGCAUAUUAUUUUGCAUUCCUUCGAUUUUAUUUUCAAUGGCUUGUUAUACCAGCAAUUGCCGGACUAGCGACAUAUUAUUCUGGUGCACAUUAUUCAAUACCAUUUAGUAUAUUCAUUGUUAUUUGGUCAGUUACAUUUGUCGAAUUCUGGCGUCGUAAAGAAUAUGAGUUGGCUGUGUGGUGGGGAGUUCGUCAUUUUUCACGCGUAGAAAGACGCAGACCUGAAUUUAGGAAAGAAGGCUCUAUCAAAAAUCCCAUUACCGGUGAAGAAGUUCCAUAUUUUUCUCCGUGGAGAAGAUGGCUAAGGAGGACCCUCGCAGUGCCUAUUUUCCUUCCGACCAUUGUAUACUGCCUGUUAAUCCCGACUUUGAAUAGUUACUAUAUCAAAAUCGCAAAACGACUAAAUGACUAUGAAAACUAUGAUACAGAGUCACGCUAUGAAUUCAAUUUAACACAAAAAAUUUUCGUGGCUAAUUUUCUGAUUAGUUACUUGUCGAUACUCUUUAUAGGAUGGAUUUACGUCCCAUUCAAUAAAGAAAUUGGUUAUUUCUUUCAAGAAUUAUUCAAUUGGUUUGGCUUUUCGACGACUGUUAAGAAAAUCGGUCCGGAAAGGCUUGUGACUGAAUUAAAAUAUUUUGUCCUGACAGCUCAAGUGUUGAACAUGUUUAUGGAGCUUAUCUUACCAUAUUUGAUUCGAUUUGGAUCAUUUAGUAUGAAAAGGAUUCAAAAUAAUGGUGCUACUAAAGAUGGUGGGAGAAACGAAGAUGAAUCUGCAUUCUUAAAGAGAGUUAGGAAAGAAGUGAAGUUGCCAGUUUAUCAAAUUUAUGAAGAUUAUGCGGAAAUGAUCACUCAGUAUGGCUAUGUAAGCUUGUUUUCUGCAAUUUGGCCAUUGACGCCAUUAUUCGCGCUCAUAAACAAUUGGAUUGAACUCCGUUCUGAUGCAAUAAAAUUAUGCGAGCAUACAAGGAGACCAAUUCCUAAAAGAGCUGAUACUAUUGGGCCAUGGCUUGAUAAUCUAGUGAUUCUUACAUGGUUUUCAUCAAUUACAAAUCCAUCUCUUAUUUACAUAUAUCAUUCGGACAUCAAGGACCUUUCAUCUCCUUUAUCAAUUAUGGUAGUCAUCACUCUUAUUUGGUUUUCCGAACAUAUUUUCAACGUAGUUCAUUAUCUUAUAAAACAAAUGUUGGCGGCUCUACCAAGUGAGGCAAAUGAUCGCGUAGAAAAAGAGGAGUAUGAGUUGAAAAAACGAUUAUUAGAAAAGGCUGGAAUAUUUUCGGGUUCAUCACAUCAUGAAUACGAAAAUGAUGAAUCAAUGAAGAAAAGGGAAAACAGUGAAUGGUUCUGGCAUUCAGACCAUGCGCCUAAUAUUGAGGAAGCAUUACAAGAAAUAAUGCAGGAUAAGACGGAAUAA